ACCAUUGUACAUCAUGUUUGUCGGGAUGUAUGUUUUUAUCAUAACCUACCAAAAUUAUUUUGUUGUAUAGCGAAAAGUCGAACUUUCAGUUACAGUGUUUUUGCAUAUUUUUAUAUAAAAUAAAGUAUAAUAAAACAUUACUUAGUUUGUGUGUCAUAUUUAUUUAAUACAGUAAUUUAAAUAGUAAGACACUGUGUAUCACAAUAAUUAUUUCAGUGAUAUAUUUGACAGUAGACAUAAAAAAUAUUACAAAGAUGUCUGGAAGCAAGUGUCGAAACUGUGGAUCCACAGAGAUCGAAACAGAUCCUGCUCGAGGAGAUGCAGUUUGUACAGAAUGUGGUUUUGUUUUGGAAGAUCAACUUAUUGUUAGCGAAACAGCAUUUAAAGAGACACCAUCAGGAAAUAUGAUGGUACUUGGUCAGUUUGUUGCUAAUGAUAGUACCGGAGGAGCUACAGAAUUUGGUGCAACAUAUCACAUCAAUGGAAAAGAAUCAAGAGGGAUAACAUUACAAAAUGCAAGAAAAGGAAUAACUCAUUUAUGCAUGCAGUUACAUUUGAAUCAACAUUGUAUUGAUACAUCCAUGAAUUUUUAUAAAAUGGCCUUAAAUCGACAUUUGACUCGUGGACGAAAACAAGCACAUAAUCAUGCAGCUUGUGUUUAUAUUACUUGUCGUACAGAAGGCACUGCACAUAUGCUUAUUGACAUCAGUGAUGUUCUUCAAAUUUGUGUUCAUGAAUUGGGACGCACGUAUUUACGGUUUACACAAGCUCUUUGCAUCAACAUACCUUCAGUGGAUCCAUGCUUAUACAUUAUGAGGUUUGCGAACAAACUGGAAUUCGGUGAGAAAACUCACGAAGUGUCGAUGACAGCCCUACGAGUAGUUCAAAGGAUGAAAAGAGACAGUAUUCAUAGCGGACGCAGGCCAUCGGGAUUAUGUGGAGCUGCCUUGUUGAUGGCUGCUCGAUUACAUGAAUUCAACAGAUCGCCCGCCGAUAUUAUAAAAAUUGUAAAAGUACAUGAAUCAACGUUACGUAAAAGGCUUAUAGAGUUUGGAGAUACACCCUCGAGCGCGUUGACUCUCGAAGAAUUUAUGACGGUAGAUUUGGAAGAGGAACAGGAUCCUCCGGCGUUUAAAGCUGCGCGAAAAAAGGACAGAGAACGAUUGCAGAAGUUGGAAAAUAUAGAUACAGAAAUAAAUGAGCUACAGGCAGAGAUUGAUAAACAGCUGGAUGAGCAAACUAUAGGAAAAACAAGGAAACGAAAAGAUGCUGCUUACUUAGAAAGGGAGGAUACUGAAAGAUUCGUAAGGGAGAGUAAUUUAGAUGUAAUAAAAAGUUACGUUGAAAACGACGUGGAUGAUCCUGAUAGUGACCUUCAAGAUUCAAAUGACACUAGCAAUCGGUUGAUCACUGGACUGGGUCCAAAUAUUGCUUCCAUGGGAUUGAUAUCGGCGAAUGAUCGAGAAAAUGAAACGAACGGACAGAUGAAUGCAACUUUCGAAAAUAACUCGGGAGAGAUUGAUAUCGCUGACCUCGACGAUGAAGAAUUAGAUAGUUAUAUCAUGUCGGAAAAGGAGGCACAGUUUAAGCACAACUUAUGGAAUAAGGUAAAUGCUGAAUAUUUGAACCAGCAAAAGGAAAAAGAAGAGAAACGACAAAAAGAGAAAGAAGAGGGUAAACCUGAGAAAAAGAGACGACGUACUACUAAAAGAAAUAAAACUCAAACGCCAGCAAAUACUGCAGGAGAAGCUAUAGAGAAAAUGUUACAAGAGAAAAAGAUUUCAUCUAAGAUCAAUUAUGAAGUAUUAAAAAGUUUAAAUGUUAAUAUAACUGCUUCAAAUAAGGAGCAACAGAAAGUAGAAGAGCUUCCAAUUCAACCCGUCAAAGCGCAUGUAGAUAAUGCUGCAGGUUCCAGCAAAAUAUCUAAUGUUUCUAAUACAUCAAAAUCACAAGACAAGCCGCCGACAGUAAAGAAAUCCCAUUCGGUUAAGGUUAAACCGAACGUAAAAGAGACGAAAGAAGAGAAUGUUGAGAAACCUAUUGAAGUAGAAACUGACGCAGUUGAACCAAGAGUAAACGCCUGUGAUAUGGAUGAAACCGAUGAUUAUAUUGACGAAGAGGUCGAUGCCGAUCCUACGGAAAUGACUGUUGGACAAAUGCUUGGAAGGAACGCAUCAGAAGACGAGAAUGACUUUGGAUAUGGCUAUGAUGAAGAAGAUUAUUAAAUAUUUAUAAUUUUUUAUACAAUUAUUUAUGUUAAUUAUAUUAUUGCUUAAUAAAAAAGACUGCAUAAUGUGUAUAAAAAUAAAGCAUUUAGUGCAACUUCAUUAAAGUGUUUUUUUUGUGUCAAAUCAUGAAUUCUAGUAAAUUCGAUUCUAGUCUGAACCGAUAAAUUUAAAUACGAAAUACUAAAGAAAAUAAUAAUUGUUUCGGUACUAUUCAUUCACCUUGUGUACUUGAUCAUAACGUUAAAGAAAAAAAAUAUUCUGUUAUGGAAUAUCAUGUAUAUUCUGCAGUAGUAUCUUUAUUUUUUUCUACGAAUACAGAUUCAUUGUGUAUAUAUAUAUUUUUAUUAUUUUAACGAUACAUUCAUAAAUACGUGAAUAUAACAUUUACAUGCGUUUUUGUUCAAAUAUACAUAAAUAGUACUAUUCGAUGCUCGACAAGGUGAAUAAAGACAAAUCGUCGCAUUAAAUUGCGUUCAGCGUUAGUAGGAAAGAAAAAUAUGUUGUUAAAACAGUACAAUAGGACUAGGAGAAUCGAUCCUUCAAUUUUCAUUUGCUUACUCGUUUUUUAUCGUUGCUCAAAUUUCUUCGAAGCAAGCAAUUUUACAAAUUUUCACCAACUGCACUGCAUCAUAAUUAAUGAAUAUUCCAAAAUGUUUCAUGAGAUCGAAAGUAUUCAAUCUCUGGCAAAAAGUUUCUAUUUAUUUAAAAAUAAAAAAUCGUUAUGAUCGAUAGUAUAUAGAUGAAAGAAAGCUUUAAUAAUAUUAUCUCGAUCGAGCAGCAAUUUUUCUACAUACACCUUUCUCGCAAAACAUUCAGAUAUUUAGACACUUCUUUAUCAUCGUUCUAAACGUUCAUUUAAUACUAACUGGAAUGACCAUUGAUCGGGCAAUAUAAUACAUAGAAUACCACUUGUUAAAAGUAAUGUCUUUACGAGUAAUCUCUCUCGUUGGUAUUAAUACAACGACGUCUUUAUAAUUACAUGAUUGCUAAUUGCUUAAAAGCUAACAACGUUUCACCGAAAAGAAAGUAGUACACGUACCACUGUUACGCUCGAAGUUUUAUGUACAAAUUCUACCGCUUCAAAUUAAAAACAUUAUGCUAUUUACGUUAAACAGCUUUUCGUCUCAGAGCUGAAUGUCUGGAAAAAUAAAACGAAUUCGUUUCUCUUUCAACGUUAUGACACUCCUGCUCCUUCUCUUCCUGUUCUUUUCAGUUUCUACGUUCAUUUCUUGUAGGGACUUCAGACGAUCAAUCUACAUUGCCAAUACUGUUAAUAUUUAUCGACAAACUCCAUUUAUCUUACACAUUAAAUGCUAACACUUAUAGCACUCAGAUUAUUCAAAAGGAAAAAAGUAUUUUUAUUUUUAUCAAAUUAUCUCAACAGAUACUUAAAUAUUGAUAACGCGUCAAUAUUUUUCCUCGCGUGUUUAAUAAUAUUGACAUACAAAUAUCGAUCGCCUGAGAUCUCCUUAACAAAUUCAUCGUGAAAGAUGAAUCAAAGUAUGCAAAUAAAUCUUCUUUUCUCGAUACGAGUCAUGAUAUCUACAUUAAAAUAUAAAAACAAUAAACAUCUUGCAUGAACCUCUUGCCUAAAGUUUCUUGUAGACAAAAAUUGAUACAUUCAUCUAAUUUUAAUGAUUAUUAAAAUUAUUUUAAUAAUUGUUUAUUUGAUUUGAAAGUAACAUUAAAAUUUUACGUAAUGGAGCCUCGGUAUUUCACCGCGAACAGGGCUAUAUCUGGUAAUCGAGACUUCGCUACAGUAAAUAGUGUGAGGCAAGAGAUUAAACCAUGAACGUAGAAAACAAUGAAGCAUUACAAUCUGAACGAUGUGAAUGAUAAAUGAAAAAUAUACAGAUGUCGGUGUUACAAUAUAGAAAUUUCCUGAAAAAAGAAUACUAUGUCUAAGUUAAAUAUACUAUAUCAUACAAAUAUCAUUUUUUAUUAUACAGAAUCCCUUUUUAACAAUGAAUGGAUUCUGUAUAGGAAAGAAGAAGUAACGAUACGUUCAACGUUAAUGCUGUAAUAUCAUGUACACGUGCGUGUUUGUAUUAAAUAUAUAUAUAUGUAUAUAUAGUGUAUAGCAAUAAUUUAUAAUUGCAUUACAAUACCAUUAAUACAUGGUGAUGCUGUAAAAAUUAUCAGCUUUGUGUUAAAAGAAUUUGUUCGUGUAUUUGUGCUUAUGUAUUCCAGCAGGAAGGUAUGAAGUUACGAAUAAAAGCAUUAAAUGUGAAAUGUUAACACGUUGACUAAGGUAAAAACAUCCUUAUGUGAAACAAUGAUGUACAAUUACUUUUAGGUGCCUUUAAUUUGUUUCCUUUAUCCUUGUUCAAUAAAUUUAUGGUGUCACCAGUGACUCCACAUUAGUUUCUCUAAAUAUCUGGAAAAAUGAUAAAGUUAUGCAAAAAUUAAUUAGGAUAAUUUUAGAUCUAAAUCUUACACAUCACACGAAUACAUUUCAUUAAUUAAAAAGUACAUUCAACUUAAAAUAUCUUUAAAGAUGAAAGACACGUUAACAGCAAAGAGAGCAGCAUAGUCAACGUGUUAAUCGUUUCACGUAUCAAUAACGAUUUAUAGUGCAAUAUAGUUGCCUCACACUCGCGUUUCAAUUACAUCUUACUGUACAAUAUCGUUGUCUUCUUUUAUAACACGAUUCACGCGUAUGAAAAUGAUACGUGCUAGUCGCGAGCACUUUCUGUAAAAAUAUAUAUAUCCAUGAUUGGAUCAACGUUCGCUUAAAACUUAUCGUAAAUGUCUUCGCUAAAUGGAAAACGUAUGGACGGCAGAAGUGGCGUGCUGAUCGUAUAUAUAUUCGCGCAUAAAUCAUAUAAAUUCAAACGAUGAAAAAAAACAAAUCUCAUAAACGUAAAUCAUAAUUCGGAUUCGUACAGAUCAGUGAUGGACAACGUGCAGCGGCAAUACUUAAAGGCACUAAUAGACAACUUCUCAAUCUGAAAAUUUAGAAAUUUAAAAAUUUGAAAUUUUAUUUACAUAUUAUCAAAUUUCUAAAUUUUCAGUCCCGUAGAUCUCUAUGCACGUCUGUACCCGUGAGGAGCUUUAAUCUGUCUAUCACUGACAUAGCAGCCCUGUUAUAUUUUGGAGCAACGAUAAUAAUGAUAGCAACAAUAAUAACGAUGAUAACAA
Messenger RNA from Megachile rotundata (alfalfa leafcutting bee), 5369 nucleotides. It is a transcript of the gene Brf, whose product is annotated as Brf RNA polymerase III subunit. The record is from RefSeq and is a predicted model, not a curated record. Gene Ontology annotation, molecular function: RNA polymerase III type 3 promoter sequence-specific DNA binding; TBP-class protein binding; RNA polymerase III general transcription initiation factor activity. Gene Ontology annotation, cellular component: nucleus; transcription factor TFIIIB complex; transcription preinitiation complex. Gene Ontology annotation, biological process: DNA-templated transcription initiation; transcription preinitiation complex assembly; transcription by RNA polymerase III. NCBI's taxonomy places the organism in Eukaryota, Metazoa, Arthropoda, Insecta, Hymenoptera, Megachilidae.